This is a messenger RNA of Botrytis sinoallii, 654 nucleotides long. RefSeq lists its product as uncharacterized. Gene Ontology annotation, cellular component: mitochondrion. The record is from RefSeq and is a predicted model, not a curated record. Gene Ontology annotation, biological process: cardiolipin biosynthetic process. Gene Ontology annotation, molecular function: phosphatidylglycerophosphatase activity. NCBI's taxonomy places the organism in Eukaryota, Fungi, Ascomycota, Leotiomycetes, Helotiales, Sclerotiniaceae. The coding region runs from base 1 to 654 and encodes 217 amino acids. The transcript is spliced from 3 exons.
AUGGAUAUGAAUACUCUUAACAUAUCAGCAACGGUGAAUAUAUUUCGUCUUCUCGUAAGACCGAAAUUGAUUUUGCCUCAAGCAACCGUUUCCACAUUCAACCACCUACCGAUACCUCUCAACUCGGCUUUUGAUAAAUACAAAAAUGCUGAUAUUAGAGCUGUAGUGUUGGACAAGGAUAAUUGCUUCGCAUAUCCUAAAUCCAAUGACAUAUACGAGCCUUACAAUGAAACUUUCAAAAAACUUCGGGAAGCUUAUCCAGGCCGGCGGCUUCUGAUUGUUUCUAAUACAGCAGGUGCUGAAUCUUUAGAUCGUUCUGGCAGGCUUGCUGUUGAAGUUGAGAAGUCUACAGGCGUUACAGUCUUAUCUCACGCUUCUAAGAAGCCCGGAUGUGGUCCUGAUAUUAUGGAAUACUUUUCCAAGUAUCCCGAGACCGGAGUCACCAGACCAGAUCAAAUAGCAGUUGUCGGGGAUAGACUCACCACUGAUGUUAUGAUGGCAAACCUCAUGGGCAGUUAUUCCGUAUGGAUCAAAGAUGGAGUUGUACCAGUGGAGGAAACAAGUGUGUUUGCAAGGUUGGAGCAGAAGUUCGCUGGAUUUUUGAUUCGACGUGGUUACGAGGCCCCAGAACCAGCAAGUCCAUUCGAGAAGUAG